This is a messenger RNA of Melitaea cinxia (Glanville fritillary), 3789 nucleotides long. Its product is annotated as nucleolar protein 4. The transcript has 14 exons. The record is from RefSeq and is a predicted model, not a curated record. The coding region runs from base 327 to 3341 and encodes 1004 amino acids. Lineage: Eukaryota; Metazoa; Arthropoda; Insecta; Lepidoptera; Nymphalidae.
AUGAACAGAGAUUAAAGAGAUAUUCUUGUCUGAACAUUUCUCCCGUCACCGCCGGGAAAAGUUUUCGCGAAGUCCUUUCUGUCGGCGAGAACUUAGCAGUCAAAAGUUCCCGUUCUCAAAGUUUUACGCACGCGAUACUCACAACUUUUGGACUCUAAACUUUUGUCGAAAACUGUUCGUAGGCAAUUCCCCGUUUCUUCUUCGAAUAAAAAGAGUACCUAGUAUAAAAUGCGAUCUAAUUAAUGUGUAGUGCAGUUAUGUAUUAAAAUAACACAUGGGAUUAUUUGUGUGUGUAAAACUAAAAUAAAGUGAAUUAAAACAUUAAAAUGGCAGCUGCUAUGAUAAAAGACCGUGGACUGCGAAAGAAAUUAACCCAGGAAGCCAUACCGGAGAAAACACCUAAAAAGCCUUCGAAGCGUAAAUCGACGCCAAGUAGUUCUAAGAACGAUAAGAAAAACGAACAGAACAACAAUAAAAGGCCAAAAAUACAGAUUGGAGCGCCAAAACAAGACUUAUUUUCUACCUACCAGCCGUGGGUGAUCCAGACGUACGGAGAUUUAGCAAAAACGAAAACUAUAACUCUAAAAAAGUAUGCCAGAAUUCUUCGAACCCUGCGCGGCGAAGAAUGUAACAGUUCCGACAGUUCCAAGUUUCGUUUUUGGGUUAAGGCGAAAGGUUUUCAUGUGGGCCGGCCGACGGGUUACGACGCGAAACCUGCGGAUGGCAUAGUCUGCAGGUACAGCGUCGCCGACGCAGAAGGAUGCGCCCGAGGCCCGGAUGGACAGGAAAUCUAUACGGGGUCUCAAAACGACCCUCCGUUGUACAUACCGACUCCUCCACUAAAGAAUGCACCAACUCAAGAACCUAUUUAUCGAAAGGUGGCGAUAGUGGAAAACUUUUUUGACAUCAUCAACACUGUUCACGUUGAAUUAGAAGGAAGACCAGGCAAGCACGCAGGACAAAAACGAACAUAUAGAACUAUAACGGAGACCUACGCAUUUCUCCCUCGCGAAGCGGUCACGCGCUUCCUGACCGGAUGUGCGGAGUGCGCGCGGCGCCCGCGCAGUGCUUCUCCCCCGCCGCUCCCUACACCCUCACCCUCGCCUACCAGACACCCCACAUACCUGCCAUUUCUACCCCACUGCGCGCCAGACUACACUAGAAACUGGGAAUCAGAAAUCGACGCAGCUCAAAAUUAUUCCUUCGAACCAAAAUUUGAUUACACUGAUCUUCAACCUCUGAAAAAAGUGGAAAGUCCUAAGCCCCCUGAAGAAGAAGAACCGACGUAUAUAGAAUUAACAUCGAAGAAAAGUAAUGGAUUUGAUGCAACCACACUCUUUAACAGGAGUUCCUCAGUCGAACCCUUCAGAGAAGAAGAGCCUGUCAGAACGGAUCCUGAGAUAGACAAAGACGAUAGUGUUAUAGAUGUCGAAGAUGUUCGACCUGAUAGUCCGCCGCCCCUGUUAAUCCAGCAGAAGAAAGAAGAAUUAAAUAAUACAGAAGAAGCGCAGAGUGAAAGUGCAAAGGCAACAGAAGACAGCGAAGUUGAAAACACAGAAAGUAAAAAGGAAAAGAAAUAUAAUCCGUUAGACGUAGCAAAUUUAACAUCGAAAGAUCCUCCGAAGUCGAGAUCGUCACCAAGGAAAAAGUUACUACCAACCAGCAUAGAGUACCCUCAUACGUAUGGGAGGUUACCGAAGCCGUGGAGGCCUGAUGGGGGAGUAUUUUAUGGGGGCGACGACAUGGACUACAGCGUGCCAAUUACCACAGCUUAUUUGAAACACAUGCGCAGCAUGGGGUGCCAUGAUCGCAUGGAUUUGGAUAAUAAGGACAAUUUAACUCCAGAACCAACAGAUAUGAAUGAUGAUGACAAUUUUGCUGGUCAUGGCUACGCGAAAGAUGCAGAGAAGUUGAAAAUGAUGUUGCUGGCGUGGAAUUAUCACAGCCAGACGCAAGGUCGCAAUGGUGACAUGACAGAGAGUGGUACAGACAGCAUGGCAGAUUUAUGGGCAUCCUAUCAUAGCGCCCUCGGCUUGGGCAGCAAACCUCCCAAACCGCCCACCCCUCUCGCUACAGGGCACUCGGUGAGUUUUAAGAGUCCAAUCCACGUCGGAUCAGCAACACCGGUGGAACCCGCAUCAACACAUGACGAGACUUCGUCAUCAGAUCGUACGAAAGAUGAUGAUGAUGGUGGCGCAUCGGAUGAUGAUAGUGAUGAUAGAGUCGACCCUCAGCAUCAUGAUCCGGAACGACUAAAAGCUUUCAAUAUGUUCGUUCGUCUCUUCGUCGAUGAAAACUUAGACAGAAUAGUUCCUAUUUCAAAACAGCCAAAGGAAAAGAUCCAGGCCAUAAUAGAUUCCUGUACGCGACAAUUUCCGGAAUUUGCCGAGCGCGCCCGAAAACGUAUUAGGACUUAUCUGAAAAGUUGUAGACGAAAUAAGAAAGUCCGAGGAGAUGGGCCUACCACCGGCAACGGGGGAAGCACUCCAUCUGGAAAUGCCUGGGAUACUGCGGUACGUCCAACGCCAGCGCACCUGACGUCGGUACAAGCAGAGCACAUCCUGGCGCAGGCGUGCGAGAACGAGAGCCUAAAUGCUAAGCGCAUGCGUCUCGGACUAGACCCUGUAAGCCAGCCAAUGCCCACUGUGCCUACGCCUAUGGCGAUCGACACGACAGCGACAUCGUCGUCGUUCCUGAGCCUGUACAGCGGCGGCGGCAGCGCGCCGGCCGUCAGCAGCGCGGGCGGCGCGGCGCACGCGCGCUCCGACGCGAGACCCGACGCCAGCCCCUCGCUCGACAGCGCACUGCUCAACAAUAACAGCCUGAAACUGGACAAUGCCAACGGAAACGCCGGGAGUAAGACUGCGAGCCCAGCAUCGUCUCCGGCCCCGCUGUUCAGACCAACAUUCCCAAACACAUUUGGAAACCCUCCAACGUUUGGGAGGCAGAGUUCAAACACUAAUCCAACGUCAGCACUAUCAAGCACUGCUCUCUUAUCAACGCUGACCGCACUUCCACCAACAGGUGUUGGAGUGAACGCAGCCAUGGCCGCUUACCAGAGCGCCUUGCUGUCCGCAAUGGCAGCCCAUACGCAUACAUUUCCUAACUUGACAGCGCCAACAGACCUGUCACUGAAAACAUCAGUAUCAACGCCAUUACACGCGACGUCAACUUCAUCAUCUCUCUCAGGUUCAGGGUCUCAGAAGUCUCUUCUAUCCCACAAGCUAUCUGGUGCAGAAGUAGGAGCAGUCAGACAACUGAUUACAGGAUAUCGUGAAUCUGCAGCAUUUCUACUACGAUCAGCUGAUGAAUUAGAGGCUCUCCUUUUAAACCAACCCUAGGACACGCCCAAAACAUAUUCGGAUCUAUUCGGAUUCAAAUUCGGAUAUUUCUGAACGGACAAUGUGCAAUGUGCGGUUUAUUUUUUGUAACUGUUUCGUGGUUAUUACUAUUUUAAUAGACAAUUUCGAAAAUGUUGAGUGAAAAAUACAUUGGAGUCAAAUGAAAAAUAUAAAACUGAAGUUAUGAUGAUGCUAAAAUGACGAAAAAUAAAAAUGGGUUUUACAAAUUGACAAGUUAUAUGAUAUCUCUUUUUGUUAUUGUAUUGUACGAUUUUAAUGUUCAUUCUGUUGAUACAUAUGUCAUGUUAAAUCAAUAUUUGAGGUAUAUUGACAGAAUGGCAUUAAAUCUUUUUUUUAAAAGUACAAGGUUAAGAAGAACAUACAGACAAUUUCUUUCCGUCUACUUGUAAAAAAUCAAUCUGGGAAUUAUAUUUUUCUCUUUAUUUUA